Molecule: messenger RNA, 3437 nt
Organism: Schistosoma margrebowiei
Lineage: Eukaryota; Metazoa; Platyhelminthes; Trematoda; Strigeidida; Schistosomatidae
Source: the annotation of a GenBank genome assembly
GACAAGCGCAUCUUCUGAGUCUCAGCGCGUGGCUGACCAAUGCUGAAAUUCGGCAUCGCUAAUUCUACUGAUGACUUUGAAAUAGUAACAAAAGUUCCAAAGCUUUAUCGUAAAAGACCUAAAACUGUGAUUAAAAGUGCGAAGACUGGGAAGAAAAAAUGCACAAAAAAGGCUAAGGAAGAUGAUCAAGUUUUGAAACCUGCGUGGACGGAUGACGAUGAUAUUGCUCCACAAAUAUCAAUCCGGCCUCCACGAGCCUUAGACGUGUUUGCUAAAAUAGAUCAGCUUAGAAACGUGAAAUCAGUUGGCUCAGAUGAUGAAGGGGAUUGCAUUUCCUCUCGGAAAUCUGCUGCAUGUGAUGAGAAAAGCUCUAAAAUACUCUCUUACGGAAAAGAAAUAGGCGUUAAGAGACUUAGUGAUGUCAAUCGUGAGAGAAGGUCAAUGGCUUCAAUCGUAUCAACUGAGUUCAAUACGCACCACCGUAUGCUUUUAACUGCAAGCGUAGAUAGUACUAUGGCUUUUUUCAAGGUUGAUGGCUCGGAAAAUGCACUACUGCGUGAUCGUGUGUAUGAAAACUUUUCUCUUUCUUCAGCUAAGUUUACAGCUUACGGUGAUAAAGUUAUUUUUACCGGGAAUGUUGGCUCGUUUCGUAUUUAUAAUUUAGAAACUGGAAAUGAAAGUCGUGCAAGACGAUUUAUUGGUUCAUCAAAAGACGAAACAAUCACUAAAUGUUUUAUUUCACCAGCUCAUCCAAAUUUGGUAGCCCUGGGAACCAAUGGAAGUGCUGUGUAUCUGGCCGAUUUACGAAGUUUAGAAAAAAUUUCAGUUAUGAGAGCAAGUGGUAUAACCAAUUCAAUUUGUUUCACUCAAGAUGGAACAUUUUUGAAUACUUAUGGGGCUGAAGGUUCUAUCUAUGUAUUUGAUCUACGAGUUAAUAAAGCUAGAAUUAUUCAUCGUUGGUUUGAUCAAGCCAGUACAAAUGGUUUAUCUAUCUCUUCUUCACCUAAUUCACAAUGGAUUGCUUGUGGGGCAGAUAGCGGUUAUGUAAAUGUUUACAAAUGGUCAUCUACGAUGAAUACAGAGAAUCCACUACCUGAUAAAGCUAUUGGUAAUUUAGUUACCGGUGUUAAUUCGCUUUGUUUUCACCCCUCUAAUGAAAUUCUUUGUCUGGCUUCUUCGCAACGCCCAGAUGCUGUUCGACUUGUAUGUUUUCCUAAUAGCUAUCAUAUUUGUAUAAUUUAUUAGUGUCAUUUGGUGGUUAAAACUUUUGACUUUCACGAACUCAAAGUCCGCUUUACUUAUUUUGGCUUGGGCAACCGAGUGGUAUCGAUAGCCCACACACUUUGAAUAUGGUUCAUUCUCAAACACCUGACGAAUAGGUUAAUUAAUUAUCUGGAUAAUUUUUUUUAUUCAAAUCAUUACAUAAGUUUCCAGUGAAGCUGACAGAGUGUACACCUAUAUUUUUAGAUGGAGACCCCAUAAAAUACGUAUGUUUUAUAAGAGUCUUAGUGAUGUACCUGUUUAAUAAAGGGUUAACUGACGAAUCAAAGUUAAUGUAUUUGUUAAAACAAUAGACAGGGGCUGUUUCCAGUGCAAUUCAAUAGUGUGAAUUAUUACUGUCAUUUGAAUGUCAGAAGAGUACUUCGACUGGCUUUGGAAGGUCAACAGAGAUUUUCGAGAUGAUGAAAAUAAAUGGUCGUUAAAUUAAAAUCUACUCUUAGGAUCUUAUGGCCUUCCUCGUUGGCUUUCAGUUUACGAUAACAAUUUGAUCUGGUUCAUAAAUUUAUUUCCAUGUCAUUGGUUUUCAAAGCACUUACUGUGAUCCGUUUUCUACAAAAACUUGUGGAUAAGCACCUGUCUACUACUUAUAAAACUAGCGUGUUCUGCCGGAUCUCCGUCAAAAUAUCUAGGCGGAUAUUCUCGGAGUUUAAACAAUAUCCUAUCCUGAUAAAUUAACAUAUCUGAUGGAUUCUCAACCUCUCUCAUAUAAUACAGUCUCUUGUUCAAUCAUGGCGAAAUUAUUAUUGUUAUGGAAUCAACGGAUUCUGAUUCAGUUAAAAAAAUUGUUAGUGGUUUAAAUACAUAUGCUUCAUUGACAGAAAUGCUGACGUAUUUUUUGUUGAUUAUUAGGCGUAAACUUACCCCUUAAAAUCACAUAUAAGCUUAUAAUCUAAAACAUUGAUUUCUGGUUCGUCAGUAUCUUAUGUAAACUUUAAAUGUCAUUGAAUUCAGUGUAUAACACUAUCUAAUUGAACAAAUGCAUACAUUGCUACUAAUUUUACCAUGUGUUACAGCAUCUUUUCGAAUUAAGAAAUCAUCUAUGUCCAUGUAAAUCAUCCCUAGUCUAUACAUGUAAAACUAAUUUUGAAGUGUAUCUUUUAGUUGUAUUAUUGUCUCCUUAAGUUUUUGAGUUUCAAGUGGCUUGUGAGUGCCUAAAGUUUAGAAGUUAAUUCAAACACCGAUGUUUGAUUAUAGGCAUGAAAAUGUCCUAUUUCUCUCUUCCUUUGGGGCGAUAAAAUAUGGUUUACAUAUUGCCGGUUAAACUAAUGUUUCAGUUGAUCAGUGACCUUUGAAAUACUACCUAAUUCAUACUUUAACACGUUCUAAUAUUUUAAAAUUUAUUUUCAUUCAUAUUUAUAAUGGUAGGCUUUUAUGUAGCUUAUAGAUGUGUUUGAUGUUUAAUAGUAGAUUUUUAUCAUCUUUAAUAUUCACAUAGAUAAUCGUUAAUAAGGUUGAAUGUUGAAUUGUAUCCACUAUUCUCUGCUUGUUAAUAUUAUCUAUCGUAUUUGAUUUUAUGACCACAGCAAAUGUUGGACAUCGAAAUGCUUCCUUAAUAUAUCAUCUUUUCUUGGAAUAUUCCUUUCGAUUAUCUUUAAUCUUAAAUUUCUCAUCACAAUUUUGUGUAUUUGAAAGUUGAACUAGUCAUUAUGUAAAAUUCAAUCAAUUUAGCCUUGUUGAGACAUGUCACCUUAAUGUUAGUAGGAAAAUAUACUUAAAACGUUUUGUAAUGAAUCCUAAUUCCUUAGAUGUCUAUCAUUCACUGGACAGUGGUUGAAUUAAAAUCGAAUUAAUGAUGGAGUCUAUUUCAAAAGCUUGUUGAUUAUUAUCCUGUGUUAAUCGAGGUUUUCUUUAAACCUUCAUCAUCAUUUGUGUUACUAAAUUAAAAAUGUAUGAUGUAAACGAAAGUAUAAUCUUCGAAAACUUUCCCGCUCGUGUUGGUACUUUAAACAAACCCACAUCAAUUGGAUUUAGUCCUGGUGGGCGAUUUCUUUGUGUUGGACAAUGUAAUGGUCGCGCUGCUCUUUACGCUUUGAGUCAUUACAGCGACUAUUGAUCUGAAUCAGUUACCAUUGUACAUAGGUAUUUUCUAUUUGAUUUUGUUCUCAAGAUUUGUGUACACAUUAAAUUGUUUAAAAUAAAAUUAAGCUCGAUGAUUA